This is a messenger RNA of Oikopleura dioica, 4800 nucleotides long. The record is from the annotation of a GenBank genome assembly. NCBI's taxonomy places the organism in Eukaryota, Metazoa, Chordata, Appendicularia, Copelata, Oikopleuridae.
AUGUCGAACUCGUUAAUUGACUUUUGCUCUUUGACUUCCCAAUUAGAGCAUUCUGUGGCCUCUCAAAAGUUCCAGAACUUACCCUCCCUUCUCGAAAACGACACCGAUCUCGUUUACUUUCUCAGUUUUAUUCCCCAGUUCCACAAAAAUGUCCGCAAAGCCGCUUGGAAGAGCUGUCAAAAGAAGUUCAAAUCAUCGAAUGGCGCUGAAAUGAUCGAAGAAGCUUUUAAAAAUCAGAAAACAGAAGAACUGCGAAAGGAUUUCUUGUAUUUUAUCAGCUCAUACGGGGACCCGAAAUGUCUUCUUGGGCUGGAAACCUUUUCCUGGCUGGUUAAAAGGACUGAAGAAGCGAUUCAAUCACUCGAAGAUCUUCAAGAUUUAGCCACAUUGACGAAAAUACUCAACUCUACGAUAAAAGUCCUUUCAGAGAGUCAAAUCGCUUCAGUCUCCACUCUCAUCCCUUUCAUGAAAAACGCCCUUCAGAAAACUGAAUUUCAUCUUCACAUAGAACUCUGUGCAUCCUGCGCUGUUACCAUCGUUAAUUUUGGGAUUGUGAAACAAUUUAGUCCCGACGAGUUUUUCGCCUUUUUGGAAUUGGAAAAAGAAGACAAUGAUGUGGUUUAUAAGUUGUUUAUUGUUCGAGCUUUGGUUUCGUGUCUGCCGGAAGAAUCGCUGCUCAUGGACUUUGAGAGCUGGAGAAUUUGCGACUUUUUGAUUGCGACGAUGAUUGACAUUAGCUUGAAAACUACCCUUCAACCAACCCAAAUCUGCUACGCUGUCCGAGGCCUCACCGAGUCUGUCGAAUUCUUCCAGCGCAAGAAAAUCUCUCUUUCAGAAGAAAUUUUCUCCCUUCUCCAAAAAAGCGGGAUCUUGACGAAGAUGAGCGAGCAUCCUCUCGACGUCGUCCGUGUCAACUCUUGGAAAUUAAUCAAAAUCGUUGCGCAACAUAAACUUUCAACUACAACGGAAGAUUUGAUUAGACUUGAGGUUAUAACAAUCAUCAAUAAUGGUUUCUCGACGAGAAGCGAAACAAUCUGGCUAACGAAUUUGAUGGACCCAGUCAUUUUGGAAUCUAAUAUUUUGCGAAUCGCGAAAAUCGUCGAAAAAGCACUUGAAAACGGAAAAGAACAGUCGAUGGCUCCUCUAUCCGGCGCUCUUCUUGGAAAAUGCUUCGAAGUUUGUCCAGAAACAACUCUCUUUUCAAUCAUGUGCCGCUUCCCGAUCAUUUGCGACAAGUACGACCCAAACGCGAGGAGGCUCUUUUUCGAAGUGAUUCUGCCGAAAAUGCUGGCGACGAAAAAAGUCGGCGAGGCUUUCCUUUCCCAUUGCAAGAACUUCAAAUCGCCAGAAACGACUCAAUUGAUCAUUUCAAUUUUGAAGCUCCAAAAGACCUCUUUCUCCGAUGGACUGAUUUCGACUGAUGAUUUGAAACAACUUCUUUUCUCGAAAUCCAUUGAUUCCCGACUCAACACUCUUGGCUACAUAACGACCUCCUGGAAAACAGCGAUGCCCUUUUCAACCCUUUCGUUGGAUCUCAUCAGAACAUCUAUUUCUUGCAAUUUGAAUCUCCAGCGACCUUCGCACCGCCAGCUUUUGAAUUCCAUCCUUUCUCGAGUCUUUUCUCGUUUCGACGCUAGUUUCGUUUACUCAAAGUCUCAGGAAGAUUAUUUAAAAUUCAUCGAAUUCAUCGUCAAUCUGUCUUUGAAUGAGCUCGUUCCUGGCGCUUCUAUGGCUCGUAAUAGUCUUAUUUUGACUUACUUGAACUACGUAAUGGAUUUACGCAACGAUUCUCUACGAAAACACGUGAUCAAAGUCAUUUCAAAACUGACCGAUAUUCUUUUUGAACGACUCAAGUCCCUCCUCUUCAAUUCCUUCCAAGAAGUCGCCAAGAACGCCCAGCAAACGCUCCUCAAACUUUCCAAUCUUUGCAAAUUUACCCCGUCUUCCCAAGUCAAAAGUAUAGAACUGUUGAGGAAGAGCAAGAGUCUCAGCGAUUCCAGCGGUCUCGUCUACUUACUUAUCUUUGAUCUGGAAUCGGAGGCGCGGCGAGAAAAGAUUCCGAUUGAAAAGCUCGCCGGAAACUUUGUCCUCGAGAUAUGUGAGAAGCUAGACGAAGACUUAGGGAACGCUGAUCUGGCUUCCUGUGCGACGAGUAAGCCUCACUAUGGACUGCUUGCGGGGCUUGAGGCUCUUCUCCCUUACUUGAAAAACGCCCAUUCCUCUAUGAAAGAAAUUCUCGCCCAAAAGUUGCUAAAUAUCUGCGCGAAAGCAAACGAUUUCGCCAUCCCAGUCGUCAACGCUUCUUCUCCCGAAGGCUUUCUUCCUGAGUCCGACAUUUCCAAAGACUUUGAGUCGCUCAAACUCGAUGGACGAAGAAUCGGCUCUGACUCUACUGAACUCGCGCAAUUAUUGCUCGUCAUGUGCUGGAGAAUCACGAAGUCAGUUUCGAUGCUGAUGGGAUCGAUGUGCGCGGUACUGAGUGCGCAAAUCGAGUGCUAUGAGAAAUGUGCGGCUUAUUUUGUGACGCAGUUAACCAAAGGAAGACACAGAGGGGCAUUUGAGCUGGCUGCCACAGGAUUCACCGAGCUAUGCCAAGAAGUCCGUAAGCAAAAAGACCCGCGUUUCUCGAAGCUUCUUGAUAAAUGGCUUGACGAUUGUCUGGCUAUCUUGAAGGAUGAGGAAAAGGUGAAACGUUUAUGCAAUACGCGUCGUUCUGCGGGUCUGCCAUUUAUGUUUGUCGCCAUUUGUUCAGCAGACGUCGGGACGAGAUCGAAGCCAUUGCUAAUUAGGACACUGGCGGAAAUUUUCCCCCUGGCCGAGGAUCUGUCCGACGAAGAAGUCGCCUGCCAUGCUAGGAAUAUUCUAAGAGCUUUAUUUCGCGAGUCAAACUUCGGCGAAGACGUCCUCCAAUACGCUGAAAAAGCGAUGGUCAUGUCGAUCGCUGGAUUCGCUGAUAAGACCUGGGCGCUGAGGAAUACCAGUGCGAUGAUGUACUCGACUCUGAGUUCGAGAAUAUUUGGAUGCGAUAACUGUGGAAACUUUUUUCGUCGUGAAGAUCAACUGGAGAAUCACAAACUUCGCUGCAAAGAAGAUUCCGAGGAAGAAGUGGAUGAAUUUGAGCCAGAAGAGCUAGAGCCAGAUGAGUUAGUUGCAGAAGAACCGCUGGAGGAUCUGGAAGCAAACGACGAAGUUGAAUGUGAAUAUUGCGAGAAAACUUUCGAUACUAUGAUGAAUCUCAGGAGACAUAUUUCUAAAGCUCAUCCCAACAAAAAGCAUUACAAGUGUGAAAAGGGCGGAGUAGCAUUCAAAAGAUUCCGCGAGCUUAGGGAUCAUGAAAACGGAUGUGCGCGUGUUGAAGAAGAAGAAGAAGACGAAGAAAAGGAAGGAUCUGGGGAAGAGUCUGACGACGAGAGCGAAGAAUCGGACGUUCCGAGUAAUUUUAAGCCAGCCCAUCUGAAGGAGAAGCCUUUCACGUGCGACGAUUGUGGAAAACGGUUCAGAACAAAAAGCAACUUAUCGCAACAUGAAAUGGUCCAUAAAGACGUCUAUCCCUUUAGCUGUGAAAAAUGUGGAUCAAGGUUCAAAUGGCAAGCUGGACUCUCUCGGCAUAGAAAAAAACAGAAAGAAAAAUGUAAACUUCUUCAGAUGAAUCAAAAAUCCAACGAUGAACACGAAGAACCAAAAGUCGAAGAAGUUACUAUUGAAGAGGUGUCUGAUGACGAUUUCCAGGAUUUUGAGGAAUUGAACGGCAAAGAAGAAUCUAUUGAUGAAUAUGAAGAAGAGAUCGCCCCCUCAAAUUUGAAAAAGAGAAAAAGAUCAACUUCUAAAUCAAAGAGCAAGACUUAUAAGUGUGAUGAAUGUGGACAACAGUUCCGAUCAAGAAAUGGUUGGAAGGAUCACCAAAAGCUUCACAGUGAAGUCUUUGAAUAUUCUUGUGAGGAGUGCGGGUUGCAAUUCAAGCUGCGUCAGACGCUUAAUUCUCAUAAGCGAAGAUGCCAUCCGCAUAAAAACAGCGAGAUAAACAUCGUGGAAAUAACAAUUGAAGAAGACUCUUAUGAAAUUGAGAUUUCUACGGAGGAAGAAAAAUCUUUCGCCGAAUCUAAAGGCUCUUCCACUACUUCGAAACGCAGAGAAAAGAAAGAUUCUUACAAGUGCGAUGAAUGUGGAAAAGAAUUCAAGUGGCAUUGCGAGCUCAAAAAUCACCGAAAAAUUCACGGAAAUGUUUAUUCUUACCGCUGCGAAAAAUGCGGAUCGAAAUUCAAGCAGCCACAGGGCCUUUACGGCCAUAGAAAGAACCAAAAAGAACUCUGCAAUUUUCUUACAAUUGACUUCACUUCGAUACCUAAAGACGAUGAAAAUGAGGAAAUAAAACUUGAGGAAAUGACAAUCGAAGAGGUGCUGGAAGAUAAGUUCAAUGAAUUAGAGCUGGAAGAAUCAACAGUUUCAAAUCAGUCGAAAGAAAAAGUAUCUGGCGUCAACGAAGAUGAUUCUUUCAAAGUUCCCAAAUCACCGAAGAUCCCUACGUUGAUAAUACCUAAAGAAGAUCUCAAACGACCAAAGAAAGUCUCCAAGCAGAAAACACUGAUGCGAAAGCGCAAGCACUUGAAAAUCAAAGCUCGACGGAUCAUCAACCGAGUAAUGCACUACCACGUCAACGAGGAAGACGAGGACGGAAGUGUGACGCCAAGAUGGCUGCCCAUUUUCGAAGUGAAAGACUUCAACGAUGUGAUUGAAUUCGAAAAGUUCAUGGAUAAAGUAGAAAAGGGCUCGGAAGACGACCGAUUCGUACCUCAAGAAUAG